This is a messenger RNA of Erinaceus europaeus (western European hedgehog), 4825 nucleotides long. RefSeq names its product nuclear factor related to kappaB binding protein (gene NFRKB). The transcript is spliced from 26 exons. The record is from RefSeq and is a predicted model, not a curated record. The coding region runs from base 125 to 4057 and encodes 1310 amino acids. Gene Ontology annotation, cellular component: Ino80 complex. Gene Ontology annotation, molecular function: protease binding. NCBI's taxonomy places the organism in Eukaryota, Metazoa, Chordata, Mammalia, Eulipotyphla, Erinaceidae.
CCCGGUCCUGGAGCGUGCACGCACCGAGACGCCUUGCGGGAGCGAGCGCGUCCGGGAGCCCGCGGGCCGAGAAACUCGGCUGGUUGGGGCGACCCGGGCCCGCGGCUCAGGUACCUGCAGAGCAAUGGAUUCCUUGGAUCACAUGUUGACCGACCCCCUGGAACUGGGUCCGUGUGGAGACGGCCAUGGCACACGCAUCAUGGAGGACUGCCUCCUGGGGGGCACGAGGGUCAGUCUACCUGAGGACCUCCUGGAGGAUCCUGAGGUAUUCUUUGACGUGGUCAGCCUGUCGACUUGGCAAGAGGUACUGAGUGACUCCCAGCGUGAGCACCUCCAGCACUUCCUGCCCCACUUCCCUGAAGACAACCUGGAGCAGCAGAAUGAGCUUAUCCUCGCACUCUUCAGCGGUGAGAACUUCCGCUUUGGAAACCCUCUGCACAUCGCCCAGAAGCUCUUCCGAGAUGGACACUUUAACCCUGAGGUGGUCAAGUACCGGCAGCUAUGCUUCAAGUCACAGUACAAGAGAUACCUCAACUCUCAGCAGCAAUAUUUCCAUCGACUGCUGAAGCAAAUUCUUGCCUCCCGGAGUGACCUCUUGGACAUGGCCCGGCGGAGUGGCCCAGCCCCUUCCUUCCGACAGAAGCGCCCUUCACCAUCUCGAACCCCCGAGGAGCGGGAGUGGCGAACCCAGCAGCGCUACUUAAAGGUCUUGAGGGAGGUGAAGGAGGAGUGUGGCGACACAGCCCUGUCCUCUGACGAAGAGGCCACGUUGGAUUUACAAGAAAAAUUUUCUUUUGAAGAUCUCACCUCAUGGCUUCCGAGCUCUCCAGCACGUUCUCCUAGCCCUGCGGUGCCCCUGAGGGUGGUGCCCACACUUUGUACCAUGGACAUGAAAACUGCAGAUAAAAUAGAAUUGGGUGACAGUGACCUGAAGAUAAUGUUAAAGAAGCACCAUGAGAAGCGGAAGCAUCAACCAGAUCACCCAGACCUUUUGACAGGGGACCUCACGCUCAAUGACAUCAUGACGCGAGUCAAUGCUGGCAGGAAGGGCUCUCUAGCAGCCCUGUAUGACCUGGCUGUCCUUAAAAAGAAAGUAAAGGAGAAAGAGGAAAAGAAGAAGAAGAAAAUCAAAGUGAUCAAAUCGGAGGUGGAGGAGCUGGCAGAGCCGCUCAGCGGCACUGAGGGCCUCCCACCCCUCUCACAAGCCCCAUCUCCGCUGGCGAUACCAGCCAUCAAGGAGGAGCCCCUUGAAGACCUCAAGCCUUGCCUUGGAAUCAAUGAAAUAUCUUGCAGCUUCUUCUCUCUUCUCCUAGAGAUCUUGCUGUUGGAGGGGCAGGCUAGCCUCCCUAUGCUGGAAGAGCGAGUUCUGGACUGGCAGUCCUCUCCAGCCAGCUCCCUCAAUAGCUGGUUCUCCGCGGCCCCCAACUGGGCGGAGCUGGUGUUGCCAGCCCUCCAGUAUCUUGCUGGAGAAAGUCGCGCCGUACCUUCCAGUUUCUCUCCUUUUGUUGGAUUCAGAGAGAAAACCCAGCAGUGGAAAUUGCUUGGCCAGUCUCAAGAUAAUGAAAAGGAGCUAGCUGCACUCUUCCACCUGUGGCUAGAAACCAAAGACCACAUCUUCUGUAAGCAAGAAAACGAAGAUAGCUCAGAUGCCACAACACCUGUCCCUCGCGUAAGAACUGACUAUGUGGUGCGGCCAAGCACAGGGGAGGAGAAACGGGUUUUUCAGGAACAGGAACGCUACAGAUACAGCCAACCCCACAAGGCCUUCACCUUCCGCAUGCACGGCUUUGAGUCUGUAGUGGGACCCGUGAAGGGGGUAUUUGAUAAGGAGACCUCACUCAACAAGGCCCGAGAGCACUCCCUGCUACGCUCAGACCGGCCUGCGUAUGUCACCAUCCUCUCUCUUGUUCGAGACGCUGCGGCUCGCCUGCCUAAUGGUGAAGGCACUCGGGCAGAGAUCUGUGAAUUGCUCAAGGACUCUCAGUUCCUUGCACCGGAUGUCACCAGCACUCAGGUAAACACGGUCGUCAGUGGUGCCCUGGACCGGUUACAUUAUGAAAAAGAUCCCUGUGUGAAAUAUGACAUUGGACGGAAGCUGUGGAUCUACUUGCAUCGAGACCGGAGCGAGGAGGAAUUUGAGCGGAUACAUCAAGCACAAGCAGCCGCAGCUAAAGCUAGAAAAGCCCUUCAGCAGAAACCCAAGCCCCCGUCCAAGGUGAAGUCCAAUAGCAAGGAGAGCUCGCUGAAGGUUCUCAGCGGCCCUUCUGAGCCGAGCCAGCUGAGCCUCAGUGACUCCAGCAUGCCUCCCACCCCAGUCACACCGGUGACCCCCACCACGCCAGCCUUGCCCACCACGCCUAUCUCCCCUCCGCCUAUCUCCAUGAGCAAAAGUGGCCCGACCACUGUCUCAGAACCAGCCAAAUCUAGCUCAAGUGUCCUUCUGGUGUCUUCGCCAACAAUGCCACAGCUCGGAACAAUGCUUUCUCCAGCUCCCAGCCAGACUCCACCAAGUUCUCAGGCGGCUGCCCGCGUCGUGAGCCACUCUGGCUCCACGGGCCUCCCCCAGGUGCGGGUGGUGGCCCAGCCUAGUCUUCCCACUGUCACUCAGCAGUCAGCAGGCCCCACGCAGACACUGCCACAGAUGUCCACAGGACCACAGGCCCGAGUUCCUGCCACUGCUACACAGACCAAAGUCCUCCCCCAGACAGUGAUGGCCACUGUCCCGGUGAAAGCUCAGACCCCGGCGGCCCCUGUGCAGCGACCUGGACCUGGGCAGACGGGGCUCACGGUGACAAGUCUCCCUGGCACAGCCAGCCCUGCAAGUAAGCCAGCCACCAGUUCCCCUGGGAGCUCUGCCCCAAGUGCUUCCACAGCUGCUGUCAUACAGAAUGUCGCAGGACAGAAUAUCAUCAAGCAGGUGGCAAUCACAGGGCAGCUUGGUAUGAAGCCCCAGACGGGCAACAGCAUUCCCCUCACUGCCACCAACUUCCGCAUCCAGGGUAAGGAUGUAUUGCGUCUGCCACCCUCUUCAAUCACCACAGAUGCUAAAGGCCAGACGGUUCUGCGAAUCACUCCGGACAUGAUGGCCACACUAGCCAAGUCCCAGGUUACCACCGUCAAACUGACCCAGGACCUCUUUGGAACAGGAAGCAGCACCGCGGGCAAAGGCAUUUCUGCUACCCUGCACGUCACUUCCAAUCCUGUCCGUGCAGCUGAUAGCCCUGCCAAGGCCAGCUCAGCCAGUGCCCCUUCAUCCACUCCGACAGGUACCACCGUGGUCAAAGUGACUCCUGACCUCAAGCCAACUGAAGCCUCGAGUUCGGCUUUUCGCUUGAUGCCUGCCCUUGGCGUGAGUGUGGCAGACCAGAAAGGGAAAAACACGGUGGUCUCCUCAGAUUCGAAGCCAGCUGCCACAAUCCGCAUCGUGCAGGGCCUGGGCGUGAUGCCACCCAAAGCAGGCCAGGCCAUCACCGUCGCCACCCACGCCAAGCAGGCGUCCUCGGUAGCCAGUGGGUCUGGGACUGUCCACACAUCAGCAGUCUCCUUGCCCAGCAUGAAUGCUGCCGUGUCCAAGACUGUGGCCAUAUCUUCCGGGGCAACGAGCACGCCCAUCAGCAUGGGGACAGGAGCCCCCACGGUGCGGCAGGUCCCUGUCGUCAGCACCGCGGUUGUUUCCUCAUCCCAGGCCGGAAAGAUGCCCACACGGAUCACGGUUCCACUGUCUGUGAUUAGCCAGCCUAUGAAGGGCAAAAGUGUGGUUACAACCCCCAUCAUCAAAGGCAACCUUGGAGCCAACCUCAGUGGGCUAGGCCGCAACAUCAUCCUCACCACCAUGCCGGCGGGCACCAAGCUCAUUGCCGGCAACAAGCCCGUCAGCUUCCUCACUGCCCAGCAGUUGCAGCAGCUGCAGCAGCAAGGCCAGGCCACACAGGUGCGCAUCCAGACGGUCCCUGCAUCCCACCUUCAACAGGGGACGGCCUCCGGUUCUUCCAAAGCCGUCUCCACUGUGGUUGUGAGCACGGCUCCAUCCCCUAAACAGGCUUCUGAGCAGCAGUGACUCUGAAAACGAAGGGUGGCUUCCGUCUAAGCCCAGGCCUGGAGGCCCUUCUGGCUGAGCAGAGGGGAGCAAGGUCACCUCCUCCCUCUGAGCUUGUCUGUUGAGGGGCGGCCGCAGUGGGAAGGUAGCAGCAGCGGUGCUGUACCAAGGACGGUUCGCUCCAUGUCCCAGGGCCUGUCCUGUACCGACCCAGGAGAUGCUUCUCAACUAGAACUGUGGGAGGCCACAGUGGUGCGCACAAGCCAAAGUUCUCUGCGAGCAAGAUGUGAGGGAAGGCCGCCCGCUGCAGGGUGUGCAGGCAGACGAGCCUUGUUCUGUGUGUGGCUCGUAUUUUCACUCCUGGUCUUCCCGGUGGCUGAUGGUAUGGCUAGGAGUUUUGUGUCCAGAAAUUUUUACGUAACUUAUUUUUUUAAGAACCGAUUGUACAUCUUUAUGAAAUUUAGCAACCCUGGACUCUAGCCUCCCCCUCCCCCAACUCAUGACUUAUGCAUUUGAUGGAAUGAGAGAACAGCAAGAGACUUCACUAAAACAGUGGCCGGCCUGGAGACUGUGAGAACGGAGAAACCGGAAGAUGGGAAACAAGCAGGAGGUGAGGUGGCGGGCGGCCUGGCCAGGAUGCUGAGCGGCGUUGCCUUUAAAAGAUGCUUAUCAGGAUCUUGAUUGUGGUCCGUUAUCUUCACUCCUCAACUUUGUCCUCCUUAUCAAGUCUGUCCAAGUGCAAGCUCAGGGCCAAGCAAACAUGAAAAUAAAACCUGCCUUUGCCCCACA